AUGAGUUCGUCUAUUCUACAACAAAUUGUCCCAAGAGACAAUAACUCAGUUUCUGGCAGUCACCAGCAUGAUGCCUCAUUAGCAAAGGUUGUCCCAAACAUGACAAGAAACAUUAUUAGCGAGUUUCCGGGUGUUUCACUGAAAUCGUCAAAGCCAAUCACGAGAAUAGUAACUUCAAAAAAAUGGGUUUUACCUCCUCGUCCAAAGCCGGGUAGAAAGCCGAGUGCGGAUGUGCCGGCAACAAAGAGAAAGGCACAGAAUAGAGCAGCUCAGAGGGCAUUCAGAGAAAGGAGAGCCAAUAGAGUUACAGAGCUGGAAAAGCAGCUUAUGGAGUUGGAAAGAGAGAAGAGUAUCAAGGAAGGUGUUUUAACAAACACGAUAAAGACAGUUCAGAAUGAAAACUCACGCUUGAAAGAAGUAAUAGAGAGCAUGAACAAGCAGGUGAGCCGGAUGUCGAAGCAGAUGGAGUCAUUGAUUCAAGUUCAGGCUGCGCAAGAGAAGAUGAUCCAAACACAGAAGAGCGAGUUACAGCAAGCGAAAAAAGAUCUCAAGGCCAAGAGCUCUGUGCUAGCAACAAUGGCAGGCAGUAGGUUUGGAAAUCAGGGUGUGAAUGAGGACUCAGUUCCUAUUAGGAAAAGAAGAAGAGUGUCAAGAAAGUCUCCUGAUCAAUCAAGCAAGGACAUAGAGUUAGCUGAGGCUGCAGACACAAUGUUAAGGUUCAAAAACUCCGGCAGUGCAUCGGAUGAAUCUGGAAGCAGGUCGUCCUCUGCAUCACUUUCUGAUUUGUUGAAUAGGUUCAAACCUAUGGCGCCAGUUCCGUUGAAGAGCCGACACAGGUCAGUGGAUACUCGGACCGAAUUUAAAGAGAUUGAUUUUACAGGAAAGUUUAGGAGUCAUCAAAAAGUUCUUCCGAAAAUCACUAGUGCGGAACCCAAGCGUGUCAUUUCUGUGCAAACAAAGACUUCUACUGCAGAUUCGUCUGGUAAUUCAUCCACAGCUAAGAUCGAAUCAUAUACCGGAGCAGGGGAAAAUGCCGAUUUCGAAGAGUCUGUCAUCUCUCCAGAUGAAAAAUGUGGAUUCUGCUCAGAAGGCACUCCAUGUGUGUGCCGAGAAAUCGCAAACCAGAAGCAUGAUGCCGAAGAGCCAAAUAAUACGAAAUCUAAUACAAAUUUAGUGGUACCAAGCGGUGAUAGUUUGAGACAGGCUACGAGUUUCUCGGGAUCUGUUUCAAUUGCUCGAACAUCAAACGCUUCUUCCGUUUCUAAUGAGUUAGUUGAUAUUCAGAAAGCCAACAAGCAGGCAUCAGUUUGCACGGGUAAUCCUGGAUCAUGUCCGCAGUGCAUGAGUGAUCCUAUGUCGAGUCUUUUCUGCACGACUCUCGCUAAGAAUUCCAAAAAUGGCACUCCUUUAUCUGGAAGCUCAGAAUCAAGAUCAACCGCCUUAAGAAAGACUAUCCCGGCACCAAAAAUUGCUUAUGGACGAACCAGAAAGAUCAGUCAGGCUAGGCUUCCCUCGUUGGAAGAACUGGAACUUGAGAAUCCAGGAAGACAUUACAUUCCUUGCCCGGAUGCAUAUCGGAAACUAAGCAAGCACUCUAAUUUUAGGAGGGAAAGGCUGGGGAACAUUAUUAAUAAUUUAAACACCUCUGGAAUGUUCGUUGAGGUGGAAAGCAUUGGCAAAUGCCUCCAUCUACUUGAUCGCGAGUUUGGCAACAACUAA
This is a messenger RNA of Brettanomyces bruxellensis, 1719 nucleotides long. RefSeq lists its product as uncharacterized. The transcript has a single exon. Gene Ontology annotation, molecular function: transcription cis-regulatory region binding; DNA-binding transcription activator activity, RNA polymerase II-specific. Gene Ontology annotation, cellular component: RNA polymerase II transcription regulator complex; nucleus. NCBI's taxonomy places the organism in Eukaryota, Fungi, Ascomycota, Pichiomycetes, Pichiales, Pichiaceae. The record is from RefSeq and is a predicted model, not a curated record. The coding region runs from base 1 to 1719 and encodes 572 amino acids.